AUGACAGAUGGUCAUACAGCCUCUAAGCAAGCAACGGCUUUAUCGACUCUGUUAGAAAAUAUUCGCCAGAGGACGAAGAAGACAAUUCGAUUUCAGACAGUCUCUGCAGACAACGCAAGUUCUUUUAAGCCAAAAGUCCUAGCACAAGAACUUGCAAAAGGGUCGACAUCCACAGUACAGCCGAUAUAUCAUAUUCGCUGUUUAGCCCAUACUUUCAACCUUGUUGUUCGAGCGAUUUUUGAGGCUCUUCGAAUUUCGAUGGUAGAAGCCUCUACAGAGUUUGAGCCUUCUACUACUCGAGCUAAAGAUCAAGAGGACUCUGACGAUGAUUUUGAUACUGAAGAUUCUACUGCUGGGGAAAAUCCUUUUGGAGCUGUUAUUCAAAAGAUUCGUGACCUCGCAGUUUCCCUUAAGCUUUCUAGUAAGAAGACGCAAGAGUUUCUCGACCUCCAGAAAUCGACUCGCAUUGGCCAGCGACUACUACGCCUCCUCCGCGAUGUUAAGACAAGGUGGAACUCUACUACACUUAUGUGUCUCCGCGCAAGAGAGCUUAAAACAACGAUUUCAGCUUAG
Messenger RNA from Colletotrichum truncatum, 573 nucleotides. The record is from RefSeq and is a predicted model, not a curated record. Lineage: Eukaryota; Fungi; Ascomycota; Sordariomycetes; Glomerellales; Glomerellaceae.